AUGCCCAUCGACCACACAGCAUACCCACACCUAAUCGACACCAUCGUCGCACAAUGCGACAUCCCCACCCUCCUAGCCUUCCGGGGUACGUCGCGGUCCUUCCUCGCGCGCGUGAACGGCGUGCUCCUCUCGCACGCGGCGCUGAGGCCGUGGCCCGCCGACGGGAGCAGCGACGCGUUCGUCCUCACCACCAUCCCUGCCCCACCGCGGCGGCUGCCCUUCGUACCGGCCUCAGUCCGCACCCUCGAGCUUCUGUCCGACCGCGCGGUACCCCCCGACCUCGUGCGGCAGUUCACCAACCUCCAUACCCUUCGCCGCCGGCGCUCCGCCUACGCCUUCCCUUCCCCUCCGGCAGACACGACGGUCGACUUUGUCCCGUGCUACGGGAGCAAGGAGCGCGUACGGCUGAAUAUCCCACCAGCGCACAGGGCGGUCAUUCACCUCAAAUACGUGCACGCCACCGUGCCGACGUUCGACGUGCGCGUCGACGUUAGCCUGCGCGAGCUCGUCGUCGUCUUCUGGCCGCCUGAGGCGGACCGCGCGAAGGAUCCAGUCGGCGCCGCGGCCUCGCUGGCUGCGUCUCUUGCGCGUGCCGUCGACCAGUGGAAUCGGCGGCUCGAGCUCACCAUCGUCGGACUGGAGCAGUUCGGCCAGCGCGACCACCGGGAUUCACCUAGCGAGGUGCCCUUCUUCCCCUUCUUCCGGGAGAACCGCGGGAUCGAGGUCUUGUUCCUCGGCGUGAGGAUGGUGACGCUGCAAGAGUGGUGGGCUGAGAUUGGAACGCGGAAGGACGUCGAGGGCGUGUGGGUCGACUGA
This is a messenger RNA of Vanrija pseudolonga, 816 nucleotides long. RefSeq lists its product as uncharacterized. The record is from RefSeq and is a predicted model, not a curated record. Lineage: Eukaryota; Fungi; Basidiomycota; Tremellomycetes; Trichosporonales; Trichosporonaceae. The transcript has a single exon. Bases 1 to 816 code for a protein of 271 amino acids.